AUGAACAGAAUCGCCUUCAGCGUGCUCGUCUUCAUCGGCGUGAGUUCUGCCAAACACGUUAUGAUCUCUACUGAAACAUCCUGGCAGAACGCCCAGACCUACUGCAGGAAACACCACACUGACCUGUCUCCAAUCACCAAUGAGUUGGAGGACAAGGUGUUCAGAAGGUUUGGAUGGAGCACUCCAGGAUGGAUUGGCCUGUAUCGAGAUCGCAACAGCACCAGUAGAUGGAGUUGGUCAAAAGGAUCCAACCCUUUUUGGACACACUCGACUUAUAAUUAUGAAUGUAUCUACUAUCCCUUUGUCUACUGGACCCCUGAUUCAUGGUAUCUCACGAAUAUCCAAAGUCCCUUUCCCUUUUACUGCUUCAACCUGAUAGUGGUUGAAGUUCGGAUGACCUGGGAGGGGGCUCUGGAGUACUGCAGAGAGGUUCACACUGACCUCACCAGCCUGCACUCCGAGACCGAGCUGCUUCUGGCCCUGAGCGAGAUCCACUAUGACUACAUCACCGAGCAGGUGUGGAUUGGUACACGUUUCCUUGGAGACCAAUGGCUGUGGGUGGAUGGUGACCCUUUUGGGUUUACGGCCUGGCCAGAAGAAGAAGACCAAGACCACCAGUGUCCAAAACAGAACCGCUGUGGAACUUUGACCAAAAAAGGACUGUGGGGGAAGGAGGACUGUGAGGAAAAGCUCAACUUCAUCUGCUACUGA
Molecule: messenger RNA, 711 nt
Organism: Xyrichtys novacula (pearly razorfish)
Lineage: Eukaryota; Metazoa; Chordata; Actinopteri; Labriformes; Labridae
Source: the annotation of a GenBank genome assembly